Fusarium verticillioides 7600 is the source of this 1573-nucleotide messenger RNA. RefSeq lists its product as hypothetical. NCBI's taxonomy places the organism in Eukaryota, Fungi, Ascomycota, Sordariomycetes, Hypocreales, Nectriaceae. The transcript is spliced from 2 exons. The record is from RefSeq and is a predicted model, not a curated record. The coding region runs from base 1 to 1473 and encodes 490 amino acids.
AUGGAGCCUUUCACUUGGUCGACACUUCAAGCACUGAACAAAGUUGGCCUUGAGUCGUCUCCUUUUCGUAUCUUUGAUAAGAACCCAUUGGAAACUAACCUCCGGUAUUAUCCUUGGCUUAUCAUAGAGCAUAAGAGAGAAAAGGAUCAAAAUGAAGGUCUCGAACGCGUUUUUAACCGCCAAGCCGCCAACGCCGCAGCUUGUGCAAUCAACUUGGUCCAGCAGACAUCUCAAUAUGCUAUUAAGUUUACCAGACACGCGCACAUCCCUCCGAUUCCUACAAUUACCAUUGUUGGAUCUUUUGUCACCGUCAUGCGAGGGAUCUGGAAGGGCGACAUCAAAAACCUUGCCGACAUUCUGGCCUUUCAUAUGAUCAUUGACAAUGCACAUACGUGGGUAACCCGAGUCCUCAAGCCUCUUAUCGCCACGUACAUCGAGCAGUGGAGACAUAUACACAACGAGCAACAGACGGGAAUGGUUGCAGACCUAUUACUGACCUCUGAAUCACGAGCACUUCGUGAGAAAGAUAUCGAACAGCGAAAACUCGUCGUGCCUAUGGUUCGCGAUCUACUAGAUGCUCCGUCUGGAAUGGAAUUGGAUGAUAUGGCACAUAAAAAGGUCACGCCGCUGUUCCUGGGGAUGCUGAUACAUCAUAUAUGCUCCAUGGAGAGACAAUUAAUUUCCAAACAAAUCGAAAAAACGGUAACAGAGAGGCUGCAUCUCCUUGUGGCGAGUAGUUCCACAGUUACGACUAAAGUUGAAGCCGUUCACCGAGCUCAGGCAACAGCACAAUUGCCGAUCCGAGGCCAUCGCGAAGAGACAGCACAAACAGCUAGCUCAACACAAGAAUCCGAGCUUGCAGAGGUGGAUGAUGACGGCCUAGAUGAUUUUGACUAUAAUCCUACAAACUAUGAGUCAAGAUCAAGAUCACCCGCAGGCACCCCCCAAGAUGAUGGCGAUGCUCACUCUGAGGUUGCCGUUUCUGUAUCCUCUACUUCAGCCUUUUCCCAUAUGUCCUUUUCCGACGACACAACGCUCUUAUGGAAAACUCCUGAAACACCAAAUGCUGGAUCAAGUAGCAGGAAUGGAUCUGAAAGGCCCGACGUUCUUGGUCGACUGUCCACGCAGCUAUCUGAGGGCUCUGACGACGAGACUCCGAAGCCAAGCUCGGUGAGGCAUAAGCUUGAUUUCAAUUUUACAUCCCCAAUUUCAGGUUCCUCUCUUGAGCGGCUAGGAGCAAAUGCACUCGAUGGGUCACCGGUGUUCGCAGGUCGACCAUCACCCAGUCAAUCAAAGUGGCCACCUGGACGAAUGUUUGCCCCUCCAGAAACCCAAAGGUCUCCCAGGUCUCUCAUACAACGGAGUGACAUAAGUGCAUCCCCUCCUGUAGAUGUCAAGUCGAAACAGUGUAUUGAUUUGACGAGCGACAGUCAGGAAGACCACCGAAAUACCGAGGAGCGAGUUGCCAGGUGAUGUGGUUGACAUAACUUGGGCUUAGGACUUUCCAGUUCAUCACACACAUUCCUUUGUCGCGGCAGGUCUUUUUAUACCUAUACAUUCCUUCUACCGGUGG